AUGGCCAAGUCGUCCCCCAUCACCUGCCACGUCCUCGACGCGUCAAUCGGCAAGCCAGCACAAGGCGUCGCCGUGCGCCUGAGCUCGCUGUCCGAGCUGAACAGCCCACACGCGCUGGCGAACGGCGUCACCGACGCCGACGGCCGCUGCUCGACCCUGCUGGACGGCAGCACGCGCCUCAACCCGGGCCUGUAUCGCAUGACCUUUUUGACGCAGGAGUACUUUAUCGCAAGGGGGGUCGAGACGUUUUACCCCGUCGUCGAGCAGCUGACGCUGCUGCUCGCCUUGUUCCAGAUCACAUUCAACUACGUCGACCCGACGCAGCACUACCAUGUCCCCCUGCUCAUGUCGCCAUUCUCGUACACGACUUACCGAGGGAGCUAG
Vanrija pseudolonga is the source of this 384-nucleotide messenger RNA. RefSeq names its product 5-hydroxyisourate hydrolase (gene Urah). The record is from RefSeq and is a predicted model, not a curated record. The coding region runs from base 1 to 384 and encodes 127 amino acids. Gene Ontology annotation, biological process: purine nucleobase metabolic process. The transcript is spliced from 4 exons. Gene Ontology annotation, molecular function: hydroxyisourate hydrolase activity. NCBI's taxonomy places the organism in Eukaryota, Fungi, Basidiomycota, Tremellomycetes, Trichosporonales, Trichosporonaceae.